Molecule: messenger RNA, 5943 nt
Organism: Porites lobata
Lineage: Eukaryota; Metazoa; Cnidaria; Anthozoa; Scleractinia; Poritidae
Source: the annotation of a GenBank genome assembly
AUGAAUGAAACCGCCCAGCAGGGAAAUAGCAACGGCGACACAGAACCUCAUGACCAUGACGAUGCAACCUGGAUCUUGACAAGUGCAUUUACAAUUUUUACAAUGCAGUCAGGAUUCGGUCUUCUAGAAUCCGGGUUUGUUUCAUUGAAAAAUGAAGCAAACAUUAUGGUAAAGAACGCUGUUGACAUCGUCUUUGGUGGAUUUUCAUACUGGUUGUUUGGAUAUGCGUUCAGUUUCGGGAUCACACAGAAAGGCAAUCCUUUUUGUGGACUGGGUUAUUUCUUGACAGACGCAGAGGGAAGCAGAAUGGGUCAGAUAUAUUCCCAGUAUUUUUUUCAGCUUUCAUUCGCCACUACAGCGACCACCAUUGUUUCUGGUGCAAUGGCGGAAAGAAUCAAACUCAAAGCCUACAUCUUGUACUCAUUCCUGAACACUCUGACAUACAGCUUCCCAGCACAUUGGAUUUGGGAUGAAAACGGUUUUCUGCAUACAAUGGGAGCAGUAGACAUUGCUGGAUGUAGUGCUGUGCAUUUGGUUGGUGGAGUAAGCGGUUUAGUGGCGACGAUGAUGCUAAAGCCACGAAGCGGACGAUUCGACAAGAAUUCUCCUCCAAAACAAAUGGCUUCACCGACAAAUGUGCUCUUAGGGACUUUCAUGCUGUGGUGGGGAUGGUUGGGCUUCAACUGCGGAAGUACACUGGGGAUAACUGGCAUGAGAUGGAAGCUAGCCUCAAGGUACCUAAUCUAAACACUUUUCUUUUUUUCUCAGGCCUAAGAGAUACCGCCAGAAUAAACACAAUUUCCCAGCGUUGUAGCAAAUUUUUAAGAAAUACUUCCAUUUCGCCCUUUUUUUGUCUUUGUUUGGUUUUACUAAGCACUCUUACGUAAUGAUUAUCGAAUACAUAAUUGCUAUCUUGAGGAAAACUGUUCACUGGUCAUCAUCUUUGGCAAGAGGUGAUCAGAUAUUCAGCGGCUGUUUCAGCUCGGGAAAUGUCCUGAUUAGAGCAUAUCCACCAACACGUUUUGAUGUGUCUCGAAGUCUCGUUUUUCGGGUGAUUUUGCGUCUCGUUCGGCUCAAAUUUUGAAGCCAGCAGCGUCUCGCGUUUCUCAAAGUCUCAAAUUUACCAUUCUAAACCCUUGUCAUGGGUUGGCCGGCUAUAAUAAAGUCACUUAACGUAUAUUAUAUUAAAGUUUUCAUUCUGUUCUUCGUUCUGUCCAUUAGCGGCAACAAGGUGGCCUGCAAAAAACGAGCAUUAUUAUUUAUUCCAAAUAUUUAUCCUUUUCUGAUUGACUCUUGUCAUUGGCUAAUUCUUCAUUACUAGCUAGCGUUGACAAAAUUUUGAAGACGUUUAGUGAUAUCUAGUCAAAUUACAUCAAUAAUAUACAACUAUCCCCUGAAGGGGAGGUGAAUAUGGUAAUAUAUAUACCACGAAGUAUAUAACUACCGCUGUUCACCGACCCUGAGGGGGAUAGUUGUUUUAGUAUUUACCAAAUCAGUUGGAUAUACUUUUUGUAAACUAAAAACGUCACUUAGUAGGAACUUUGUUUCCAAUUUACAAUUAUUUCGGGGAUUUUGUGAAGAGCAUUUUUACGAUUUUGUUGCAAAUUCAGCAUGAGAUUAAUUCUCUACAUAACCUGCGUAGCAGGCUCUUGCAAGUAGUGGCCGCAAGAAAGAACGGGCGCACGACAGGGAGACACGCGUUCUUUGCGCCCAUUACUUCCAAGCGCCUGCCGCACAGGUCUACACAGGCUAUUCUCUACCUAACAGUAAACACCGACAAGCCAAAGUUCGUUGCUUUCUUGAUAUUUGUUUGUGGACUGCUUCAUUUAUCGCUCAAAUUUGGUCCUCCGAAAAUGUCUCGGUGCAAGACGCCGUCUUGGCUCCGGUCGCAAAACAUUGAAUAGCUAAGGGUAUUCCGAGUUACGGGAGCCAAUCAAAACGCGCGAAAAUUGCUAUUCACCGAUUUGGUAAAUACUUAUACAAGCUAUGGCCAUGACAACAGAGAAGUCCUGGGGGCGAGAUUUGUUUUUUUAAAAAAUUCCAAAUCGCUGGUACUUCAUCAGCGAUGUGAAGUGUCAGGGUUGCGUAACACUUCACGUCUUUGAUAAAAGUCGAGCAACUCGUACGAAAAAUUUAUUUUUUGUCUUAAAUUUUGCCAUAAAUCUUGAAAUUUUUUCUAUACUAAAUGUCUUCGCCAGAUCAGGUGAAAUACCCCUGCAUGUAACAUAGUUUGUUUCUUUGUUCCUCGUUUCGUCAUUGUCAUUAAUUCAGUGAUCUGAUUCAAUUUUCUUAAUACCACCCCAGUUACUCCUUUCUUAACGCCUUUUCUCUGAUGGUGAUCGUGUUUUAGUGAUGAGCAAGUACUGAAUGGGAGGGGAACUAAAUGACAAUCAUGACCGCUCAUUUAAUUCAUGCAAAAAAUUAUUUCCACUAGGUCGGCGGUUGUGACGAUAAAUGGAGCUAUUGGAGGUGGAAUUGUGGGAACAGUGUACAGGUAUAUGAGCUGUUAUCUUCCAUCUGCUCAAGCUUACGAUAGAAUAUACCUGUCCAGGAUAGAACGCUAAUUACACGCUUGGAGAUUUUUACUGAUAGGUAACACACCAGUGGCGGAUCCAGGGGAGGGGCCGGGGGGGCACCGCCCCCCCUUAUUUUUGGACCAAAUUGAGGCCGGUCUUCCCCUUAUCUAUCCCCCCCCCCCUUAUCUCAAGGUCCGGAUCCGGCACUGCACACGGUUUUGUUCUCCCCAUCAGGGAGGGAUAUUUUCUGCUUGUCACACGUACCUAAGCCCGUAUCACCCCUCCCUGUCCCUCUCGGAUCUAAACCUUGAUACCUGCGUUAACUGUCUUCGUGAAUAAAAGCCUCAUAAAAGGUCACCAAAUCAAAAUUAUUCUGUCAGAUAUAAAAUAACAGCUCAGUUAGAUUUGAAAAACUUAUAAUACAAUGUUUUGGUUCACUCGACUCUUGGGUAAUAGUGACCUUGCUUGCGAUUGGAAUCAUCCCUCUUGUUCAGUCCGUUUAGUCACACGGCUUACCAUCUAACUCUAUGUAUAGACCUUUUUACCGAUACGGCGGCCAUAUUGAAUUAAUUCGAUUUAAGGAGUAUUAUAGGAUGCCCAGGGGGCAUGAGCACAUUACGUUUGUAUUUUCGAGCGCUUUUCGGGACAUUUUUUGGUAAAGUUUUCUUAGAAUAAAUUUUUAAUGGAAAAAAAGAUCGUUUUACCGUGUUUGGAUGUAAUAAUGAUCGCCUUUUUCAAUAGUUUAGUAUUAGAAAUAUAAUGUUUCACUGUAAAUUUCUCGGAAAAAAGGCGAAUGUCUCAAAUUAUGGUUCUUGGUUCCAUUAAAAACAAUAAUUAAUUGUUGGAGAUUUUACGUUUCCAAAGUAUUGCUUUUCUUUUUAUUUAUUUAAUGCAGUCCUUUUUUUGAUUUAAGAUACUCGCCUGUUUACCUGCAUGGUUAAUGAAAGGCCAAUCCUUUUUUUUCGUACUCUGUAGUUACGUUGUCUACAAAAACAAAUUGGACAUACCAUGCUUCGUCACCGGAAUCAUAUCAGGUCUCGUGUCCAUCACAGGUCAGUGCAGAUCGACUGAGAGUACGGUUUAAGGGGUUCCAGUAAGGGCACUCCUUAUUUGGCUAAAACGGAUAUGUGCUGCCGAACAGGAUAUGGUUUUCAGGAUCUUGAAUCUUGACCCUCGGACGUACAAGGGGGUGGGGAGGGGGGGGGGGGGUGGUUAGGGUUAGGGUUAGGGUUAAGGUUUUUCUAAUUUUUUCCCUGGGCGAUAAAACAUCUGCUCUUGAAGUUUUCUGUAGCUGUUCGUUUAUCCUUCGCGCACAUUUUGAGACAAGUUUACUGAUGGUCAGUUACUAUGGUUACCAGAUAUGACGUCAUAAGUAGCAGGCGGUCGAGCCAUUUUUGAGUGGAAAUGCAUGUUUUUUCAACUUUUUUCGACAAUAAAAGUAAAACUUGUGGAUGAAAUGAUGCAAAGUAAUUAUUUAUGUGUUAUUUUACAUGUUAAGCGCAAAAAAGUAUUAAUUCUCACUGUUUUUACCUUAUUUCUAAUUCUUGAUAAAAUCCAAGAGGGCGGCCAAGAUGGCGACCAUGUUUGGUGACGUCACAGACCUUCGGCGGCGUCACCACCAAUAAAAUAUACCUCAUCUUGUAGAGAAGAUCAAAGGCUUUCCACUGAAGGCAAAAUCGUUUCAAAAUAUUGCAACAUAUCAAAAACCCAAGGAGGUGGGGGGGGUGGGUCCAUACAUACAUACAUGCAUACACCCAUACGUGUUUUAUUUAUUUGGAGUCUUAUACAAUAAAUAGUAUAUCAACUACUUCCAAAUAACUGAAGUUACAAAAAACGAAAAAUUUUUGGAGACCCAAAGCCUUUAAAAGAGUAUGUGAAGGUUGCCGAGGCCUACAUGUUUUGUACCAAAAACUUUUUUCCUCCAAAAAUCUAAUUCUUUGAUGCUGUCUUAAGAAUUCUGUGUGCGAAACGAAAUGAAUCAGGGUCACAUGACGAAAUUCGAUCUUUUGUCUGAACAGGUUAGCGAAAUGAACGAUCUUUGUCGUAAACAAGGAAAGGUGUGGAAGGCUCCUGAGGCACAACCCUACCCAACUUUACUUUGAGUGCCCCCUCUCCCCUCUCUCGGGUUAAAGGGCCCAGGGGCGUAGCGGUCUCUUCUCCAGUACGUACCUGCGUAAAUGGGAUUAAUUUGGGUUUCUGGGAAACUGACCACCUACCCCUCCCCUAAGCCAACAUUUUGCCCAAAGUGAGAAGUAAGUGAUAAUGUCGGCUUAGGGGAGGGGUAACUGGACAGUUUCCCUGAAACCUAAACUGAUCCCGUAAAUGUACCUGGAAAAAGAAUAGCAGAAAUAAAUGGAAGUUAAAUGAGAGUCGAUAACUGAGAAAAACACAAACACCUCAAGUCAUGAUAAAACUUCGAUUACAUGUAUUUCUUUCAAAUGAUCUUUUUAAAUCAAAAGGCAGCUUUUUUUCACAUGCAAACGUUAGUUUUUUUCUCGAAUGGCGUGAUCGGUGUACCUAUGAUUAAUGUUGAUGCAAGUGCUGGAAAAAGGCGGGCCGGUGACCGUACUAAAGAUAAGGAAAAGCCCAGUUUGGAAAUACAAAACACAGCAAUUCCGAGAAACUUGUUUUCGAAUAAUAAUCAGCGGUCAAGGUAAGAGGUCUUUGUCUCGAAAACGGCAAUUAUUAAGGAGGUUCAUUACAUUGACUGAUGGGGAAAAAGGCAGUGAUUCUGAUAUGACAGGGAGCAAGCUUAAUGGUCCUAAAUUUGUAUCUAAUGUGUCUAAUCUAAUCCCAAUUUUCAGCUAUCUGCACUCUCGCUCGUCCCUGGGAGGGAAUAGUUAUUGGUGCAGUGGGUGCUCUAUUUGCAUGUCCCGGAUGUGCUCUUCUUGAUCGACUCCGAAUCGAUGACCCUGUUGGCUGUGUUCCCAUCCACCUCUUUGCUUCAGUCUGGGGGCUCUUGGCUGUUGCCCUGUUUGCUGAGAAAGACACUUUCGAAAACUCAGUUUCUGAGGAUUUUGGAAUCUUUAAGGGUGGUCCUUGGAGAUUUUUGGGAGUACAGGCACUUGCGAUUGUAGCUGUUUCCGUGUGGACCGCGAUUGUUACUUUUCUGGAGCUGCUAUUGGUUGAUAAGCUGGUUGGAAUGCGCGUAUCCCCAAGGGAAGAACUUCUGGGCGCUGACAACGUUCAACAUGGAAUUGAACGAAGCUGUAGUCAAUCCGUGUGUUCCUGUGGACCAGCCAAUACUGCCGACAACAGCAAUGGUCCGGAAACGAUAUCUUGCGGAUCAGGGAGACUCUUUGAACGUCUCCCAAUGCCUUGGUCACCGUCACACUCUUUUUCUUCGCCAGUACACCGUGAAGCUCCAUGGAAAGCGACGUUUGAGCGACAGUCAGGAGGUUUUCGUACUGGUAACAUAGUACAUUGA